GCACUAAUGUGCUUCGCCUCCAGUCUGUUUGACGCCAGGACGGGUGAGAGAGAGACAAGGGAAAGAGAGGCAGGAAUAAAGGGAAAAAACUCUGCUUCUUGUCGGUGUCUGUAAAACAGAGCAAAGGUCGCGAGACGCUACAACAUUUCAUUAAAGGUAUUCCUUCACGAAGCCUCACCCUCUGACCACCACCUGUUUUUGGCAUGGAUUAGCCUUUUAAAAUCUAAUAACUGUCUUAAUAGGUAUUUAUAGUUCCCAACAUCACCUUUCUCCCUAAAUUGGCCUUUACACUACAUCUCAGAGUAGUUGUGACCCAGGUCCACCCCCCUCACUUCACUGCAGGCCUUCCUGAGCCCUGAGCACCAGCAGCUGCGUCCUGCCUCAACUUCCUGUCCUUGGUUGUGCAAGGCUAAGCCUGUCCAUUCCCCCACACCCAAAACUCACACAUAAGCAUCUUCCUGGCACACUGCGGGACGACGGCACCUCAGAUCCUGUUUCCCGGUGUAGCCCAGCACUAUGACCUCCAUGUCCAGCCUGUUCUCCUUCACCAGCCCGGCGGUGAAGCGGUUGCUGGGCUGGAAGCAGGGCGAUGAGGAGGAAAAAUGGGCAGAGAAGGCCGUGGACGCCUUGGUAAAAAAACUGAAGAAAAAGAAAGGUGCCAUGGAAGACCUGGAGAAGGCCCUCAGCAGUCCCGGGCAGCCCAGCAAAUGUGUGACCAUCCCCCGCUCGCUGGACGGACGGCUACAGGUGUCCCACAGGAAAGGCCUUCCCCAUGUCAUCUAUUGCCGCGUGUGGCGCUGGCCUGACCUGCAGUCCCAUCACGAGCUCAAACCCCUGGAGGUGUGCGAGUAUCCGUUCGGGUCCAAGCAGAAAGAAGUGUGCAUCAACCCCUAUCAUUACAAACGUGUUGAAAGUCCAGUACUCCCCCCGGUUUUGGUGCCACGACACAGCGAGUUCAACCCUCAACACAGCCUGCUGGUACAGUUUCGCAACCUAAGUCACAAUGAGCCUCAUAUGCCCCUCAACGCCACCUUCCCAGAAUCCUUCCAGCAGCAUAGCGGAGGGAGCUCCUUCCCCAUCUCUCCAAAUUCACCCUAUCCUCCAUCUCCUGCCAGCAGUGGCACCUACCCCAACUCUCCUGCCAGCUCUGGGCCAUCCAGUCCCUUUCAGCUCCCAGCUGAUACCCCUCCUCCAGCGUACAUGCCUCCAGAUGAGCAGAUGGGACAGGAUGGGUCUCAGUCUAUGGAGACUGGCAACAGCAGCAGUAUGGUGCCUAGAGAUGUGCAGCCGGUGGAGUAUGCCGAGCCCAGUCACUGGUGCUCUAUUGUGUAUUAUGAGCUAAAUAACCGCGUGGGUGAGGCGUACCACGCUUCCUCCACAAGCGUGCUGGUCGACGGCUUCACUGACCCAUCCAACAACAAGAAUCGUUUCUGUCUGGGCCUGCUUUCGAACGUCAAUCGCAACUCCACUAUUGAAAACACUCGCCGCCAUAUUGGCAAAGGUGUCCAUCUGUAUUAUGUUGGAGGUGAAGUGUAUGCAGAGUGUCUGAGUGACACCAGCAUUUUCGUCCAGAGUCGAAACUGCAACUACCACCAUGGGUUUCACCCCACAACUGUCUGCAAAAUCCCUAGCGGCUGCAGCCUAAAGAUCUUCAACAACCAAGAAUUUGCUCAGCUGCUCGCUCAGUCGGUUAAUCACGGUUUUGAGGCCGUCUACGAGCUUACCAAGAUGUGUACCAUUCGCAUGAGCUUUGUAAAGGGCUGGGGGGCCGAGUAUCACCGACAAGAUGUUACAAGCACCCCUUGCUGGAUAGAAGUGCAUCUACACGGCCCCCUCCAAUGGCUGGAUAAAGUUCUAACACAAAUGGGUUCUCCACUGAACCCCAUCUCUUCUGUCUCGUAAUGAUGGGCCCCCUCUGGGCUGGGAGGAAUUUUUGAUUUUUUUUUUUCUAAAUUUUUUUUCACUUUUGACAGAAAAGGAGGUCUUAGGGGCUGAACUGUGUUUACACUAUCUGCAGAAAGGUUACAGAUCCUAACGCAGUCAAAAGAGAAGAAUGAACUGGGGCUACAAGCACACCUAACAGAGGAAAAUUCUAGGCAGUGAGACAAAAUGGACUAACUACUGCUUUAGCAAUUGCCUUCAUUUUAUUUCCUUUUUGCAUUACAAUUGUUUUAAAAUGACUGAUUUCGCUAACUGUAGGUAAUCUAGUAGAUGAAAUUGACAUGCUUUCAUGUAUCUACUUCACUUUACGCAAUUGAAAAUGGCAAUUUCCUAGUUCUAUGAAGAUCUCUUUUAUUUGCUAUGUUGUCUAAUCCCAAUUAUUGGCAAGACAUACUUUCCUUUGUACGUUUACUGUUAGAAUCCAAGCUCAUUACAAAUGUUUCCUUUUUAUAGCUUCUGAUGCCUCAAGGCAAAACACAAAACGUUACUGCUUUUAAAUAAAGUUCUUUUAUCUGAUAA
Misgurnus anguillicaudatus (oriental weatherfish) is the source of this 2460-nucleotide messenger RNA. RefSeq names its product SMAD family member 5 (gene smad5). NCBI's taxonomy places the organism in Eukaryota, Metazoa, Chordata, Actinopteri, Cypriniformes, Cobitidae. Gene Ontology annotation, cellular component: heteromeric SMAD protein complex. Gene Ontology annotation, molecular function: I-SMAD binding; DNA-binding transcription factor activity, RNA polymerase II-specific; RNA polymerase II cis-regulatory region sequence-specific DNA binding. Gene Ontology annotation, biological process: anatomical structure morphogenesis; cell differentiation; BMP signaling pathway. The record is from RefSeq and is a predicted model, not a curated record.